This is a messenger RNA of Leptopilina boulardi, 1513 nucleotides long. It is a transcript of the gene mip40, whose product is annotated as protein lin-37 homolog. Gene Ontology annotation, biological process: negative regulation of transcription by RNA polymerase II. Gene Ontology annotation, cellular component: Myb complex; transcription repressor complex. The coding region runs from base 325 to 1101 and encodes 258 amino acids. The record is from RefSeq and is a predicted model, not a curated record. NCBI's taxonomy places the organism in Eukaryota, Metazoa, Arthropoda, Insecta, Hymenoptera, Figitidae. The transcript is spliced from 8 exons.
AAGAUUGAUAUCAAUAAAAUGUUGUUCAAAUAAAAAUUCGAGGAUCCAGUAAAAAAAAAAUUCAAUGGUCGCUGGACUUAAAACUUACAAGUUUCCUUAUUAUUUGAAAUUAAAGAUUGUAUUUCGUAGGGGUAACGUAAUUGCGGGUACUAAGUUGAUCGUAACUACACAACCGUGGAUUCUAAUAAUAUAAACAUAACCUAAUAGUAUUUAAUGCAUCUGAUGUUUAUAAAUCGACGCUGUUCAAAAAACUAAUACUUUAAACUAUUUUUGCUUUUGCUGUCUGCAAUUACUUUAUUAAGUAAUUAAAAAAAGCGCUAAAAGAUGGGGAAAAAGAAAAAUAUGCAAUUGGUUGUUCCAAGUCCUAUGAAAAUAGAAGUGAAAGAUGAAAUUGGUGACAAUGAUGUAAGCGUCGCUAGAGAUAGAUUGAAAGGUGCUCUUCGGGAAAUAUUACAUCACAGCGAUUCUGCUUCCUCUGCUGACUCAAGUGAAGAAACUUCCUCGCAAGAUUACAAGCCUAAUUAUCGAAGAAUGGAUUCUUCGUUUCGUACAAAAAUGAGUCUUCAUAAUCGUAAAUUGAAAAGACGUCGUCAAAUGCAAAUGGAUCCUGCAUUUCAUCACACUUACGUCAUGAAACUUUUCGAUCGAAGUGUUGAUCUCGCUCAAUUUCGUGAGGACACACCACUUUAUCCAAUUUGCCGAGCUUGGAUGGCAAAUCAGCCACGAAAUCCACAUUUGGUUCCAAAAGUUCGAUCGCCAAGUCCAGAAAUAGUAAAUGAAAUUAAUCCCGAUGAUACCAUGUAUGAUUCAAAUGGAGAAUUACUGGAAGUUUUCAGUCUACCGGAACCAUCAAUGAGCGAGGAAGCGUUUCCGAAAAACAGAAUUCCUUCUCCUGUUCCAUUAGAGAAGGAGGAACUUAAUUUGGACUAUGAUGGACAAACACUGAAAUCAAAAGAAACUCUCAUGAAAGAACAUAAAGAACAUUGGAGUGCAUUGAGAAAAAAAUGGCAUCAACAAGCACACAAAAAUGAACAACGUUUCGACAAAAGUGCCCAUAUACUUGGUACCAUUUUCAAAAAGGCUCAAUCGGAGUACGAAUAAGGACUCUCGCUGCAGUCAGUUUUAUUAUUAUUUUUUUUGUGUUUAUCGAAGAAAGUUUUAUACAAAUAUACCACAUCAGUAGGAAAUUCACCCUAAGGACGCCCUUCGAUGUACCGCCUAAUAAUAAUAGGAACACUAAUCGCGUAUAUAAAGUUUUAUAAAAUAGGAGACUCAUUGGAGAAAAGAGGCGAAUAAAUAUAUGACCAUUCCUUAUUUUAAGGCAAGAGUACAAUAUGUCUUAGUUAUUUUUUUUCUUUUUUAUCAAAUGUCAAAAUUGCUUAUUUCUCUUAUUAUAAUUAUUAGUUUAUAAGUCUUUUUAUUUUGUUCCUUAUUCGGACGUCCCUGGGUUAUUUACACUUUCAGGUUAUAAGAAUUUUCAUUUAUUAUAAUAAUAAGUUCAACACUAAAAAGA